This is a messenger RNA of Linum tenue, 1220 nucleotides long. NCBI's taxonomy places the organism in Eukaryota, Viridiplantae, Streptophyta, Magnoliopsida, Malpighiales, Linaceae. The record is from the annotation of a GenBank genome assembly.
GUUGGGCCUUAGGGCCCAAAACUUUCUAAAGGCCCGCCCAACAGAAGAUUUGUCGUGAUGAACAUCUGGUGAAGAUAUGGCGCCAGAGUGGCACAGUACCCAAUGGCAGCAGCAGCAAAGUGAUGACACCCACCAAAGCUACCGUCUUCUUCUUCCUCCGCCCAUAACUUUCCAUGCUGUCAUCGUUGAAUGGUAUAAAAUAUGCAACUUGCUGACUCCCUCUAGCCCAUUUCCUCUUCCUUUCCUCUCCCAAAAAAACCAGUUCACUCCAUAUAGAUAAUCUGAUAAUCAUAAUCAUUCAUCAUCCACCAAAUCCCAACUCACCCAGCACAAGACGAAGCCGCUCUUCCUUCCUUCCUUCCUUCCUCAGCUGGGUGAGAGAGACUGAAAUUGAAGAUGGCAGGCAUAGCAACAGCAGAAGCGUGCGACUCGAACGCCCCACUCCUGGCAAGUGGCGACCUCCGAGUCCUGCAGCCGGUGUUCACCAUCUACGGGCAGAGCCGCAUGUUCUCUGGCCCCAUCGUGACGCUGAAGGUGUUCGAGGACAACGUCCUGGUGAGGUCGAUGCUGGAGAGCAGAGGGGAGGGGCGAGUCCUGGUGGUGGAUGGCGCGGGGAGCAUGAGGUGCGCCCUCGUGGGGGGCAACCUCGGGCAGCUGGCUCAGAACAACGGAUGGGCCGGGAUCGUGGUGAACGGAUGCAUACGAGACGUGGACGAGAUCAAUGCCUGCGACAUCGGGGUCAGGGCGCUGGCUUCCCACCCCAUGAAGUCCAACAAGAGAGGGCAUGGGGAGAAAGGCGUGAACGUGCACAUUGCCGGAACUCUCAUCCGUGAUGGGGAGUGGCUCUAUGCGGAUAGCGACGGCAUUCUCGUCUCCAAAUCCGAGCUCUCCGUUUGAAUGAAUGAAUGAAUGAAUUCGCCUUGGUUGUUGCUUUGCUUCAAACAAUGUAAUAACACUAUGGAGAAAGGUAUAAACCAAACUUGGAAGGACAAGGCAAGGCCACCCCUUUUUUUCUCUUCAGAUUCUGUUUACUGUAUCUGUCCCAAGUCCUAAUAACACCCCCAUUCCCUUUAGUUUGUUAACAUUUUGGCGGUACAACUGUACAAGCCUACAACUGGAUUUGUUGGGCCUCUGGGCCCAAAGCUUCAUACAGGCCCAGCUCAAGACUCAUCAGGUGAAAAUAGAACUGAAGAUAAAUAGAUAAUGGCAGUAGCAGAAGC